Molecule: messenger RNA, 633 nt
Organism: Penaeus chinensis
Lineage: Eukaryota; Metazoa; Arthropoda; Malacostraca; Decapoda; Penaeidae
Product: late histone H1-like
Exons: 1
Coding region: 1-633 (210 amino acids)
Biological process (GO): negative regulation of DNA recombination; chromosome condensation; nucleosome assembly
Cellular component (GO): nucleosome; nucleus
Molecular function (GO): nucleosomal DNA binding; structural constituent of chromatin; double-stranded DNA binding
Source: RefSeq, a predicted model, not a curated record
AUGGUCGAGAGUGCUGCCAAGCAAGCCGGAGAGGCAGCCGGACGCCCCAAGUACAGCGAGAUGGUCGCCGCCGCCAUCAGAGCCUUGAAGGAGCGGAGUGGUUCCUCCCGUCAGGCGAUCCUCAAGUACGUCCUGAGCUUCUACGGGGUCGAGGACGAGAAGAAGGCAGGCGUUCAUGUCCGGCUGGCGCUGAAGAAGGGCGUUGCCGGCGGGUCUCUGGUCCAGGUGAAGGGGACGGGGGCCUCUGGCUCUUUCAAGCUGGCCAAGGUGGAAGGCAAGGCGGAGGGAAGGAAACCCGCUGCGGAGAAACCGGUCGCGAAGAAGACCACUGUUAAGAAACCAGCCGACAAAAAGACUUCAGCGAAGGAAACAUCCACAAAAAAGACAUCAGCGAAGAAAAUAUCAGCCAAAAAGACCACAACCAAAAAAGACGUGACGAAGAAGCCCAGCGCGAAGAAGGAAUCACUGAAGAAAACCACAAAGGAAAAGGUUUCGACAAAGAAAGCCACAGCCAAGAAACCGCCGACGAAGAAAACCGCGCUCAAGCAGCCAGCCACCAAGAAAACGACCAAGAAGUCUACAGCUAAGAAACCGGAGAAGAAAUCCACAAACAAGAAGGUGGUCAAAAAAUAA